Paramecium sonneborni is the source of this 3101-nucleotide messenger RNA. Lineage: Eukaryota; Ciliophora; Oligohymenophorea; Peniculida; Parameciidae. The record is from the annotation of a GenBank genome assembly.
AUGAUUUAAUAAUAGAAAAACAAUUACAAGUGUAGGAUUCAUCCAGAAGAAAAUAUUUCCUUUUGUUGUCUCAAACCAAAUUGCUUUGAUGAUAGAAUGUUUUGCUUUAAAUGUUUGAAAUUAACAUAACAUCUCUAACACAUGGAUGCUGUUAAUAAAUUUGAAGAUGCUGAAAUAUUUAUCAACUAAUAAAUAAGAAAACUUAGAGAAGUUAUUGCAAUCACAAAAAAUCAGUUUAAACAAACGAAAGAAUCCUUUGAUAUUUUAAUUAAAGGAUUGGAAGAGAGAGUUUAUAGUUUUGAAGCAAAUAUGAAUCAAAUGGAUAUAUAUUAAAUCGAAGAAACACUAACGAUCUCAUUUUAAUUAGAAAAAGUAUAAUAGACAAUUCAAUAAUCCAUUGAAAAAUCUAUUUCUAAAAUAAGAAAAGAAAUAGAUGAUUUAUGUCAAAAUUGUUAAUUAAAUAUAUUUGUUUAGAAGAAUGAAAUAGUAUUACUUAGUAUUGGUAAAAAAAUUAAUAAUAAAUAAAUUAGCAAACUAUUUACUCAGUUAAUAGGAGCAUUAAAAGGCAAUCGAAUAUUAUGAUGAGUGCUUGAAAAUGAAUUCUAAAAAUGAAUAGGCUUUAUUUGGCAAAGGUAAGACCUACUUAAAUUUUAGGUGACUGCUUAAAAGUCAAACAAUAAUAUAUCAAGGCAUUAGAGUGUUUUGAAAAAGUUUCAUCAAUAAAUGAACAAGCGUAUAUUAAAUAAGGUAGAUAAGUCUUGAUUUUUUUAGGAGAAUGCUUACAGUAUUUAAACAGAUUUGAUUCUGCCAUUUAGGUUUAUUAAAAAGCUAUAUCAAUAAAUCCUUCUAACUUUUAUUCAUAAUUUAAUCUGGGUAAAUAUUAAAAUCAUUUAAGGUGCUUGCUUUUAAGAAACCAUGAAUUUUGCAGAAGCAAAAAAGUGUUUCUAAAAAGUUAUUGAUUUAAGCACUGAUGAUGAUUAUGUACUUCUUGCCAAAAGUAUUAUUUUAUGAAAUUUAGGCAAAUUAUUCUUUUAUUAAGGGUAAUUAGAUUAAACAAUAAAACUACUAAAUCAAAUUUUAGAAAAAUCUCCUAGGAAUUAUCAAGCUUAUCAUUUUUUAUGUAUAAUUAAAUAACCUAAUUUCAGUUGAAUGCUUAUAAGUUGUUGAGGAAAAAGAGGAAUUAUCAAAAAUGGUUGAAAAAAUGUUAGAAUUUUAUCCAGAAGAUCUAAAAGCAUUAUUUAUGAAAGGUAAUUUAUCUAUUUUAUCUUAAGCAAUUACAUUACUAAAUUUAUAAAAUUUUAUAGAAGCAUAAAAGAUUGUUGAAAAAAUAGGCGAAAAUGAUUCAGCUUAAUGGAUGGUUUAACAUUUGAAAGGUGUAUUAUUUGAAUGGUAUUUUUAGCAAUAUUUUUAUUAUUUGAAGAUCACUUAGAUAAAAGUUUAGAACUUCUUUAUUAAAAUUUAGCUAUAAAUCCAUAAAACACUUCCAUUUUGUUAUAAAUAGGUGAACUAUUUUUCAUGAUUUUAGGGUUAAUCUUAAUUUAGUUUAAAUAAUAUGAUUAAGCAGAGAAGUUCUAUAAUGAUAGGCUAACUAAAAAUCCAAAAGAUCUUCUAACUUUAUUCUUAAAAGGAUAAUUGUUANAAAAGGCAAUCGAAUAUUAUGAUGAGUGCUUGAAAAUGAAUUCUAAAAAUGAAUAGGCUUUAUUUGGCAAAGGUAAGACCUACUUAAAUUUUAGGUGACUGCUUAAAAGUCAAACAAUAAUAUAUCAAGGCAUUAGAGUGUUUUGAAAAAGUUUCAUCAAUAAAUGAACAAGCGUAUAUUAAAUAAGGUAGAUAAGUCUUGAUUUUUUUAGGAGAAUGCUUACAGUAUUUAAACAGAUUUGAUUCUGCCAUUUAGGUUUAUUAAAAAGCUAUAUCAAUAAAUCCUUCUAACUUUUAUUCAUAAUUUAAUCUGGGUAAAUAUUAAAAUCAUUUAAGGUGCUUGCUUUUAAGAAACCAUGAAUUUUGCAGAAGCAAAAAAGUGUUUCUAAAAAGUUAUUGAUUUAAGCACUGAUGAUGAUUAUGUACUUCUUGCCAAAAGUAUUAUUUUAUGAAAUUUAGGCAAAUUAUUCUUUUAUUAAGGGUAAUUAGAUUAAACAAUAAAACUACUAAAUCAAAUUUUAGAAAAAUCUCCUAGGAAUUAUCAAGCUUAUCAUUUUUUAUGUAUAAUUAAAUAACCUAAUUUCAGUUGAAUGCUUAUAAGUUGUUGAGGAAAAAGAGGAAUUAUCAAAAAUGGUUGAAAAAAUGUUAGAAUUUUAUCCAGAAGAUCUAAAAGCAUUAUUUAUGAAAGGUAAUUUAUCUAUUUUAUCUUAAGCAAUUACAUUACUAAAUUUAUAAAAUUUUAUAGAAGCAUAAAAGAUUGUUGAAAAAAUAGGCGAAAAUGAUUCAGCUUAAUGGAUGGUUUAACAUUUGAAAGGUGUAUUAUUUGAAUGGUAUUUUUAGCAAUAUUUUUAUUAUUUGAAGAUCACUUAGAUAAAAGUUUAGAACUUCUUUAUUAAAAUUUAGCUAUAAAUCCAUAAAACACUUCCAUUUUGUUAUAAAUAGGUGAACUAUUUUUCAUGAUUUUAGGGUUAAUCUUAAUUUAGUUUAAAUAAUAUGAUUAAGCAGAGAAGUUCUAUAAUGAUAGGCUAACUAAAAAUCCAAAAGAUCUUCUAACUUUAUUCUUAAAAGGAUAAUUGUUAUAUAAGUAAAAAAAAUAUGAUGAAGCAGUUUAAAUUUAUGAUUUUUACUUAUCAAUUGCCUAAGAGAAUUUUCAAAUUUCAUAUAUGAAAGGUCAUUUGUUAUUUUAAAUUUGUAGCUGAAUGUUUAAAAAAAUAGAAAAAAUACUCAGAAACGAUUGAAUUUUGUGAAAAAAUGCUUGAAAUAUAUCCAGAAAAUGAAAUAUUCAUUUAAAUUAGAAGUAGCACUAAUAAAAUAUAAAAGAUAAUGUUUUAGAAUUAGUGGUUGAUAACAAUGAAGAAAUUGAAAAGAAGGACAUAUAAUAAAGUGAAGAAGAAGAAAGUGAAGAAGAAGAAGAAUAAGAAGAAGAAGAAUAAGAAGAAGAGAUUGCUAAUUCAAAAAAAUGA